This is a messenger RNA of Mercenaria mercenaria, 1059 nucleotides long. Its product is annotated as beta-1,3-galactosyltransferase 1-like. NCBI's taxonomy places the organism in Eukaryota, Metazoa, Mollusca, Bivalvia, Venerida, Veneridae. Gene Ontology annotation, cellular component: membrane. Gene Ontology annotation, molecular function: hexosyltransferase activity. The transcript has a single exon. The record is from RefSeq and is a predicted model, not a curated record. The coding region runs from base 1 to 1059 and encodes 352 amino acids.
AUGGGGCUCAUGAAAUGCCUAAACAUUAGUUUUCUCUCUAGAACGAUCAGAAGACAUAAUCAACUGAGUUUGUGUUUACUACUGAUAGGAUAUGUUGUUGUUUUACAUCUAGUUAAAACAAUUGUAACUAAAGGUUCAGAUCGAUCUGAUGAAACGAUCAACAUCCGAUCUAUAACUAUCAAACCAGGCCUCAAAGAAAUGAUUAAUGCCACAGAGGAAUAUUUCCCCUACAAUGCAGCUUAUCUCCUUGAAAACAAGUAUCUUUGUUCUUCAUCAGAAACUGUCGAUGUCGUAAUAAUGGUUUACACUGCAACUGGAAAUUUUGACAGACGCAACAUUAUGCGACAGACAUGGUUAAAUAGAACUCUUAUAUCAAGUCUGGGAGAAGCAAGAUUUAUUUUUCUUUUGGGAACAGUAAACGAUAUGGCAAUACAAUCAGAAAUUGACAAAGAAUUUAAACAGCAUGCGGAUAUUUUACAGGGAGACUUCUUGGAUACUUACGCCAACUUGACAUUAAAGGGGGUCAUGGGACUCAAAUGGUUAUCAGAAAAUUGCAAAAAUGCAAAACUCUUAAUAAAAGCUGACGAUGAUAUUGUCAUAAACAUUUACAGAUUUUUUGAAGAAGUAGUUCCUCAAAUGUUAUUACGAGAGCAACAAGUUUUUUGUUGGCGAAGUGCAAGAAGUAUUAUAUUCCGAGGAGUUAAACACAAGUCUUAUUUGCCAAAGAAUUAUUUUUAUGGACAACAUUCAUAUCCGUUGUAUUGUAAAGGACCAUUUGUGUUCUUAACGUUUGAUCUUGUGCCACUAAUACUUAAGUCGGCAUCAAUUACCCCAUUUCUUUGGUUGGAGGAUGUUUACUUAUACGGGCUUGUUAUGCAAAACAUACCUGGCAUUAGUUACAAACAAUUCAGAAAAGGUGUAGAUUUCCAUUUAGAUAUAGGAGAUGUAAUGGAAUGCUUCAGUAGGACAGAAUGUGAAAUGUUUGUUGCUGGGGUAUCAAAAGUUGAUGAAAUGAUGCCUGUUUGGACGGCAAUGUUAAAACAAAGCCACCGGCACUAA